ACGUGUGCGAUGACGUCGCAGUGAGCCAAGGAUAGGGGGUCUGUUAAAUAAACCGUGAGAACAAAUAGACUUUCAUCAAUUGACAAUUCGCAAACUAAGCUACACAUUUGGAUCAAAAUGACGUCCGUUGUAUAUCGCUUGAUUGACAAGAAGAGCAUGUCAGCCGUGGGGCAGAGAGAGACGGCUGCCCUCAGGCAGUGUGUUCAGGCCCGGGCCCAGCUGGAGGAGGCCAUCACUGGGGUCAUCAAAGCUGACGUUCAGCUCAAGAGCAACUCCAGAGAGGUGAAGUCUCAGCUGCACAGCUGUAUCAGCAGACAUCUGGAGAUCCUGCGCUCUCGAGAGGUCUGGCUGCUGGAGCAGAUCGAUCUGGUGGAGCAGCUCAAAGGAGAAACUUUACAUCAGCAGCUACAGCAGCUUCAUUUGCUCAAAGGCCAGUUUGACAUCCUCAUUCAUCAGCUGGAGUAUUCCAGUAGUAACAAUCUUGCUACCCAGCUCACCAACUGCUUGGAGAAGUUAUCUUCGCUCAAUCUGACUCCUGAAGAAACCCCAGAGAUGAGUUUCCAAGCAGAUGCACGCACCUUGCGCCAAGCUAUCACAUCCUUUGGGACCAUCGCCACCCAGCAAAUGGAGACCUCAUGCUCUUUUGAGAGACCGUGGCUUCUUCAGGACUGCCCAGUUUCUUUCAAGAAACAGAAAGUAGAUCCUGAACGGGCCACACCUCUGGCUGAGUGGCUUCUAGGGAACCGUGCAGUGAGCAGCGCUCCUGUAAGAGACCACUUUAGCUCAAACCCGCAGGACUGGCUGCUUGUUUCCAAGGAGUCUCAGGAAGAGCAACAACUACCUGCCUUUGACUUCCAAAAAGCUUGGGGUCAGCUUCAUGACCUGGAGUCGUGGCUGAUAAAGGAGACAUUGCCUAUUCGUGAGAGAACCAGCAGCGGCAGCUCAACCUUCUCGAUCGAGAUGAUUGAGGAAAGCGACUUAAAUCUGGACGAGGUGGAACUGGAAGACCAGCAGGAAAAAGUGGACGACACCUUUGAGGAGGAAGAACUCAGCAAUUGGCUUGCCAGUCCGAGCCCAAUCAAGCAAGAGAAGACCAGCCAAGUAUCAGAUGCUGACCGCUUCAAUCUGAUCAUCAAGCCCUUCUACGAGAGCUUCUCCUACAGCGAUUGGCUACCAAAGUCUGACUGCGGCUCGUGCUGUCCCACACGCACCACAGCCGUGGAAAUCGAGAACCUCGGAAAGCUCAAGUGCCUAAAGACUCCGCCUUCAUCCGCUGCCAGCACUCCCAACCCCGAUCCCAUCGAGAUGUGGCUUCACAAGACCAUCCCUCUCGAGACCACCUGCAAAGCCAAUGAAACCUGUGCCAGCUACGCUCAAUGUGUCUGUGAUGAAAACUGUGGAAAAGAGGCUCUUAGCGCUUGGCUCCUCAAGAAAGAGGGUCGGGAUAAGAACGGGGUUCCCGUCAGUAAGAACGCCUCAAACAAAGCCGCCAGCCACCAGCAGGAGCAGGAGCAGAAAGUUCAGGCCAUCCUAGAGGCCUGGCUGCACCCGAGCAACAGUCCCAAAUCCCCGGCCCUGUCGUCCCUCUCUGCCUGGGUGACCCCGCACAUCAAAUCCUCAGACCCUGAGAGCUUCGUCCAGAAGCCUUUGCAGUCGGAGAACUGGCUUCUGCCAGCGAUGAAGUCCAUUAGCUGUACCACUGAGACGCCAAACAAGCCAGAGAGCGAGAACACAAAAGACCUCGAGGAGGAUAAAUGGCUUCUACGAAAGCGGGCCAGUGCACAGGAAAGGCUUGGCCUACCCACAGUAUGUGACCUGUUUUCCUGUAUGAAGCUCAGUGGGGACAAAGAAAAGUGGCUUCAGCACACCGCUACACAGAUUUGAAGGCAACAUCCAGUGGCUUUUUGAGAUUUACUCUAGCACCAUUUAACCGCUGAUUAUUGCACAAUAUUUUUCUUCCGUUCUCUUUAGGGAUUCGCUCUCUCUCUCAUCUUCUAGAGACUGAAAGAUUUUGGUACACCAUCACUUGAGGGAGUGUUUAUGCUGGGGAAUUACUGUAUUUUUGCCUUU
Rhinichthys klamathensis goyatoka is the source of this 2070-nucleotide messenger RNA. RefSeq names its product nuclear receptor coactivator 4 (gene ncoa4). Gene Ontology annotation, molecular function: transcription coactivator activity. NCBI's taxonomy places the organism in Eukaryota, Metazoa, Chordata, Actinopteri, Cypriniformes, Leuciscidae. The transcript has 10 exons. Bases 118 to 1884 code for a protein of 588 amino acids. The record is from RefSeq and is a predicted model, not a curated record. Gene Ontology annotation, biological process: intracellular iron ion homeostasis; response to hormone.